Microbotryum saponariae is the source of this 2351-nucleotide messenger RNA. The record is from the annotation of a GenBank genome assembly. NCBI's taxonomy places the organism in Eukaryota, Fungi, Basidiomycota, Microbotryomycetes, Microbotryales, Microbotryaceae.
AUGGUAGCUGCUAAAAGAUCGGCCUCGACCAAGUCCGCUGCUCGCAAGAAGGCCAAGCAGGAGCCUGACUCCGAAUCCGAAUCCGACGUCGCGAGCUCGAGUGGAAGCGAGCAUGGACAGCCAUCCGAAGCCGAAGCCGAUGACACCAAGCCCAAGACGAACAACAGCAUGAAGUCCGAGGCUAAAUAUGGGGUCAUUCCGACGGAUCUGCCCGAGGGGAUGAGCGCGACUCCGCUGGCCAAGCUGUACAAUGCCAUCGACGACCUCGCAAAAGCCAAAAAAGCGCCGAGCUCGGGCAAGGAUGCGGUUGUGGUCUACUGGAUGAGGUCAGUCCGCUCAAGCUGCUUUUGGUCCGGCAGGAAUAACUCUAAUAUCACCCAUCACGCGUCCAUUCACAGGAACAAGGACCUACGACUGGAUGAUAACCGAGCUCUGGCCCAUGCCUGUGCUGUCGCAGGAGAAAAGUCGUUGCCUCUCCUCGUCUUGCAUAUCUUCUCGCCCUCGGACUAUGAGGCCCACGACCGAUCACCACGUCGCAUCGACUUCAUGCUUCGUCAAUUGGCGUACCUGCAGGAAGAGCUGGCCAAGAAGGAUGUCCCCCUCUUGACCGUGACCUGGGAUGAUCGCACCGAGAUCGUCGACAAGCUGCUCAAGUGCCUCAAAGACGAUUGGAAAGCUGCAGCGCUCUACGGCAACAUCGAGUACGAAGUUGACGAGCUGAGGCGAGACGAACAGAUCUUGCGUGAGGUGAUCGACUCGAGGAGCAGCGGUAAGGGCUGGGCUGGGGAGGUGGCUUUCCUGAAAGAUUUUGUCAUUGUACCCCCGGGUGAAAUCGUGACCAAGGUUAGUCCGUCCUGUGCUAUCGUAGCGAUCACAACACUCACGAGACCAAAAAUCGAUACCUCCAGCAAGGGAAACCGUACUCGGUGUUCAGCCCGUGGUUCAAAAACUGGGCCAACACCGUUGCCAGCGACAUGCUCUCUUACGUCGGCGAUGCGGGAGGACUCGAGGCAAACCCCAAGUCAGCACGGCAACACGCUGUCCUAAAGCCGUUCUUCUCGCACAAGUUGCCGAAAUCAAUUCAAGGUUUCACCCUGUCCGAAGCCGACGCCAAGCAGAUGCAAAAGACGUGGCCCGUCGGCGAGAAGACGACGCGCGAAGUCAUGCACCGCUUCCUCAAGACCAAGGUUCGCAAACAAAAGUUCUUCAAGCCCCCACUUGCCGAUGGAGCCGAGGAGGUCGACGAUCCGCUGAAGAAGUCCAAGAUCGGGGAAUACGCCACGGGCCGUAAUCGCGUCGAUUUGGACGGCACUUCCCACAUCUCGCCUUACCUCGCUGCUGGAUUGAUCUCGCCUCGAGAGACGCUGAGGAUGACGAUGAAGUUGACCAAGAACCAACUGUACACGGGUCGCGAUCAGGGAGGAGUUGGUGUUUGGGUUAGCGAGGUUGCAUGGAGGGACUUUUACCAACACGUAUUGGCGGCCUGGCCGAGGAUUUGCAUGAACCGAGCUUUCAACCCCAAGUUCGAGAACGUCGUUUGGGAGCACAGCGAGGAGAACCUUCAGGCGUGGAAGGACGGCAAGACCGGCUACCCCAUAGUGGACGCGGCCAUGCGAUCUCUCAAUGCGCAGGGUUAUAUGCAUGUAAGUCCCAUCGUGGGGAUGUCGUAAUACGGGGCUCGCGCUGAUGUGUCUUUGUAACGCAGAACCGAUGCCGAAUGAUCGUGGCCAUGUUCUUGACCAAGGAUCUGCUCCUCGACUGGCGUCUUGGCGAAAAGUAUUUCAUGCAGCAACUCAUCGAUGGCGACUUGGGAUCCAACAAUGGAGGAUGGCAAUGGAGUGUGAGUGUUCCCGCUACCUCCACCAUGUUUGUUCAGAACUCAUUUAUUGCGCUCCCUCGGAUAUCUUGAAACAGUCAUCUACUGGAACGGACCCCCAGCCCUACUUCCGUAAGUUUGAAUGUCUUCGGCCGCGAUCGAGAAGAGCUAGACUUUUUUGAACUGAGCUGAACUUUUCAUCAUCGUUCAUCGUUCAGGUGUUUUCAACCCUACGGCGCAGUCGGAGAAGGCGGAUCCCGAGGGCGACUACAUCCGUCACUGGGUACCCGAGUUGAGCAAGAUUAGGGGCAAAGGUACUUCCAGACCUGCAUCCAAGUUCACUCCACCUAGUCUCGUGCUGACAUAACCUUCCUUGGAUCCGAUACAUCUUCUAGCCAUCCACGAACCGUCCGCGACGAUGAGCAAGAAAGAGAUUGAAAAGAUGGGGUACGUGAUGCCGAUCGUUGACCACGCCAACGCGAGGAAACGCGCGAUCGCUCGCUUCAAGAACCCUGGUAUGAGUGAUGACGAGUGA